AUGGCCGUCCCCAACAUCAAGCUGAACAGCGGCUUUGACAUGCCCCAGGUGGGCUUCGGUCUGUGGAAGGUUGACAACGACAUUGCCGCCGACACCGUCUACGAGGCCAUCAAGGCCGGAUACCGUCUGUUUGACGGCGCCUGCGAUUACGGCAAUGAAGUUGAGUGUGGCCAGGGUGUUGCCCGCGCCAUCAAGGAGGGUCUCGUCAAGCGUGAGGAGCUCUUCAUCGUCUCCAAGCUCUGGAACACCUUCCACGAUGGCGAGCGCGUAGAGCCCAUCGUCAAGAAGCAGCUCGCCGACUGGGGCGUCGACUACUUCGACCUCUACCUCAUCCACUUCCCCGUCGCCCUCGAGUACGUCGACCCCUCCGUCAGAUACCCUCCCGGCUGGCACUACGAUGGCAAGUCCGAGAUCCGCCCCUCCAAGGCCUCCAUCCAGGAGACCUGGACUGCCAUGGAGAGCCUCGUUGAGAACAAGCUCUCCAAGAGCAUCGGUGUCUCCAACUUCCAGGGCCAGCUCCUCUACGACCUCCUCCGCUACGCCAAGAUCCCUCCUGCUACCCUGCAGAUCGAGCACCACCCCUACCUGGUCCAGCCUGACCUGAUCAAGCUGGCUGCCAACGAGGGCAUCGCCGUCACCGCCUACUCUUCCUUCGGCCCUGCUUCCUUCAAGGAGUUCAACAUGGAGCACGCUACCGACUUUGUCCCUCUCUUUGAGGAGCCAACCGUCACGGCCAUUGCCAAGAAGCACAACAAGGAGCCUUCCCAGGUCCUUCUCCGCUGGGCUACCCAGCGUGGUCUUGCUGUCAUCCCCAAGACCAGCCGCAAGCACGUCCUUGCCCAGAACCUGUCUGUCACCGACUUCGACCUCGAGCAGUCUGAGAUCGACAAGAUCAGCUCCCUUGACAGGAAGACUCGCUUCAACCAGCCCGCAAACUACUUCCCCACUGAGAAGCUUUGGAUCUUUGGUUAA
Molecule: messenger RNA, 972 nt
Organism: Colletotrichum abscissum
Lineage: Eukaryota; Fungi; Ascomycota; Sordariomycetes; Glomerellales; Glomerellaceae
Product: aldo/keto reductase
Exons: 3
Coding region: 1-972 (323 amino acids)
Biological process (GO): D-xylose catabolic process
Cellular component (GO): cytosol
Molecular function (GO): D-xylose reductase (NADPH) activity
Source: RefSeq, a predicted model, not a curated record